UUGACAGUCAUUGCCAGUCAUCUGAACGGCGGUAGUUUGUGUACUGUUUCAAGAGUGCCGCGGUAAAGUUACCUCCCAUGGAAGAAAUAAAACCGGCAGAAAAAGUGUCUAUUAGAUGUGUAAAAAGUAUCUGCCCGACAGCAGAAGAGCUCAGUGUAAUCACAAACAAUGUUAAGUGCGAGAAAUGCGGACUCGUCUUUCAAAACGAGCCGCGAUAUCGACUGCACGACCUUAAGGUGCAUCAGCGUAAAAAUUUAGACAAAGCAGUCAAAGAGAAUGUUCAGUAUCAUUGUCCUGUCGAGUCCUGCGUUUAUGCUUUGAAUGCCGAAAGACAUUUUACCAGCAUGAAAUAUCUGAAACAGCAUUAUCUUAAAGUACAUGCAAAAAAGACAUACGCGUGUACCCGUUGUGAAAAAAGUUUCUCCACUGAAGCAGCUAAAGAAGGUCAUAUGAGAAUAUGUGGGAUAGAGUUUACAUGUUCUUGUUCAAAAAGUUAUACUUCUUAUGAAGCACUACUUACACAUGCAAAGAGAUCCUUGCAUACCAUAAAUGACAAAUACAAAAAUGUUUUGAGACGCACAAAUUCCAAAACAAUUCGAUCAAUUUUACCGAUCAAUCCAACUGGUAUAAAUAAGCUGAUUACAAUCCUACCAACAAAUCAAACGGAAAAUAAAAUAUCUAUUUAUAAUAAUGAUACGAAACAAAAAAGUACCGUAGACAUUGGUAUACAAACAGAUGAGUAUAAGAGAAAUAAAAGGAUAUCAAGUCCAUUAAAGCAUAUUAGCAAUGGCCACCAUUACAGUGGAAAACGUGGAGUAUCUAAACAGACACAGACAAGCAUUUCCCAAAGAGUUAGGCAGAAUGUUAUGUCUAUGGAAACACAGACCACAACAGUUUCACAAGUGUUUAAAAGUUCACUGAAGAAUCAGAAACGUAGAAAAAAUUGCGUGUCACAAAAUCCUGAUUACACACUGUUGAAGGAAGACUUAAAUCUUGACAAUUUUACAUCUCCAAAUUUAUUUCCAAGUAGUCCAUUACCACUUCGCGACGAUGUUGGAUUGCAUGACUUUUGGGAGGAAAAGAGUACAUCAGGUACUCAAACAAUACCUGAAAAAGACAUGUUUGAAGUUUUAAACGACAAUGUUACCCAAACAGAUUUUGAGACAUUUUAUGAGCACAGUACAAAUCCACUAAUACAAUGUGUUCCCAAAAGUACAGUUGCUCUGAUGACUUUACCUUAUGCGGAAGAAACGUCUGCGGCUGUUGAAGGAUACUCCUUUGUGUCUUCAAAUAGUAUAUCAAGAGCAGACCCUAUGCUUACAGACAAAACUUUUGAUGAUAAAUUCAGUAGUAUAGAGACUCAGACUGAACAAGAUUAUUCACAAUCGUUCUUUGAUUCGGAUACUUUAACUAGAUCGUUUGCGUUAAGUUCUAACAUCGAAACACAAACCACGAAUAAUCUAGACAACAUGGAACAAUUGUUGUACAGUAAUACGUGUACACAGACUUGCGACGAAAUACUACCAUCCGACUUAGGAUUAUCUAAUAUUCAAACGCAAACGGCUUGGACCCAACUUGAGGACACUACCGUUUCUACCGAAACGCAAACAAAAUCUCUGAUAUGUGAAACUGGAUGCAACAUAUCAAUGGGCGCAUGCCGUUCCUGGUUAAGUACUCAGACUAGUCACACUGAAACACAAACUGACCUACUUAGUAUUUUUGAAGGUCUUCAAUAA
Molecule: messenger RNA, 1736 nt
Organism: Dufourea novaeangliae
Lineage: Eukaryota; Metazoa; Arthropoda; Insecta; Hymenoptera; Halictidae
Gene: Asciz
Exons: 3
Coding region: 78-1736 (552 amino acids)
Biological process (GO): regulation of transcription by RNA polymerase II
Cellular component (GO): nucleus
Molecular function (GO): transcription cis-regulatory region binding; DNA-binding transcription factor activity, RNA polymerase II-specific
Source: RefSeq, a predicted model, not a curated record